Molecule: messenger RNA, 2470 nt
Organism: Striga asiatica
Lineage: Eukaryota; Viridiplantae; Streptophyta; Magnoliopsida; Lamiales; Orobanchaceae
Source: the annotation of a GenBank genome assembly
AAAUGAAUGCAGUGUACUUUUUCAUUUAUCUCAUCAUCUCUCCUAAUAUUUCUUCAUUUUCAUCACCCAGAAAUUCAUUAUAACCUCCAUUGUCACCCAAAAUGAAGUUUUUGUAGCAUUCCUUCCUUUUCGAGACUCAUCCCCAAGAUUCAAGCUUUUCUUCCUUAUCUCACAAAUCAAAGGGGAUAUUUUUUUUCUUUUUUAUUGGCUAUUUUUACCUCACGAAAUUCUGCAAAAGGCUUCAGCCUUUCCAACAUUAGGCCUGUCUUGAGUAGUUUCUCUAACUUGAUUUAUCAAAACAAAAAAGGAGGAAAAUGGCUCCAUCUCUGUACUGGUGGGCAAAGGAAGCCCACCGGGGCACACCCGUGGUGGUGAAAAUGGAGAACCCCAACAACUGGUCCAUGGUGGAACUGGAGUCGCCGUCGUACGAGGAUUUCAUGUACCCAAACGACGCCGCCCCAAAGGGCGGCCGGAACAAGAACGCCAAGCAGCUCACAUGGGUCAUCCUCCUCAAGGCCCACCGCGCCGCCGGUUGCCUCGCCUCCAUCGCCGCCGCCUCGCUCUCCCUCGCCGCCGCCGUCCGCCGCCGCGUCGCCUCCGGCCGAACGGACUCCUCCGACUCGCCGGCGGCGGAGAACCCCGCCGUGAAGUCCAGAUUCUAUGCUUGCAUCAAGAUCGCGCUCUGGCUGUCCCUACUCAUGCUGGGUUUCGAAACGACGGCGUAUUUCAGGGGAUGGCGGUUUGGGACCCACGAUUUUCAGCUCGACCGGUUUUAUGCUUUGGCCCAUAGUUUUGCAGUUAAGGACGUGUUUGGCUUGCUGUAUUCCAAGUGGGUUCUGAUCAGGGUCGAGUAUCUUGCUCCUCCGCUUCAGUUGCUAACAAAUGUGUGUGUAUUGCUAUUCCUAAUCCAGAGUCUGGAUAGGCUAAUCCUGUGUUUGGGUUGUUUAUGGAUUAAAGUCCGGAAUAUCAAGCCCGUUGCCAAGCAGGGCCUUACAGAUCUCGAGUCUGGAGAUGGAGAUGGCUAUUUCCCUAUGGUUUUAGUACAGAUUCCCAUGUGCAACGAGAAAGAGGUUUAUCAGCAGUCGAUUGCUGCCGUGUGUAACUUGGAGUGGCCUAAAGGGAGAUUGCUGAUUCAGAUUUUGGAUGAUUCAGAUGAUCCAACGGCUCAGAUGCUAAUUAAGGAUGAAGUGCACAAGUGGAAGGAAAAUGGUGCCAACAUAGUUUACAGGCAUAGAGUGAUUAGAGAGGGUUAUAAAGCCGGCAACCUUAAAUCUGCCAUGAAUUGUAGUUAUGUUAAGGAUUACGAGUUUGUCGCCAUUUUCGACGCUGAUUUCCAGCCCAACCCAGAUUUCCUUCAGAGGACUGUUCCACACUUCAGGGACAAUGAAAAACUAGGACUUGUCCAGGCUAGGUGGUCAUUUGUUAACAAGGAUGAGAAUUUGCUGACUAGGCUGCAACUCAUAAACUUAGCCUUCCAUUUUGAGGUCGAGCAGCAGGUUAACGGCAUUUUCCUCAACUUCUUCGGGUUUAAUGGGACAGCUGGCGUUUGGAGAAUAAAAGCCUUGGAGGAAUCAGGCGGAUGGAUGGAGAGAACAACGGUUGAGGACAUGGACAUUGCUGUACGGGCCCACUUGCACGGCUGGAAAUUCAUCUUCCUCAAUGAUGUCGAGUGCCAAUGUGAGUUGCCAGAAUCAUACGAAGCGUAUAGAAAGCAGCAGCACAGAUGGCAUUCUGGGCCGAUGCAGUUGUUUCGUCUCUGUUUGCCUGCCGUCAUAAAAGCUAAGAUCAGCAUAUGGAAGAAGGCGAACAUGAUAUUCCUCUUCUUCCUUCUCCGCAAGCUCAUUCUCCCGUUCUACUCCUUCACCCUCUUCUGCAUAAUCCUCCCCAUGACAAUGUUCGUCCCUGAGGCCACCUUACCCGCGUGGGUCGUCUGCUACAUACCCGCCGCCAUGUCAUUCCUCAACAUUCUCCCGGCCCCAAAAUCCUUUCCCUUCAUCGUCCCUUAUCUCCUAUUCGAGAACACAAUGUCGGUCACAAAGUUCAAUGCCAUGGUCUCCGGGCUCUUCCAGCUCGGAAGUGCCUAUGAGUGGGUCGUCACUAAGAAAUCGGGACGUUCGUCUGAAAGUGAUCUUGCCUCUUUAGUGGUGGCUGCGGAGGGCCGUGGGGCCCACCACCACCAGAGGGGAAGAUCUGAGCCAGGAAAACUGGACGAGGUUCUUAAUAAUAAUGAGAAGGAGAAGACGAAGACGAAGACGAAGAAGAAGUAUAAUAGGAUUUAUACGAAGGAAUUGGCGUUGGCUUUUCUUCUGCUGACGGCUGCUGUUAGGAGUUUGUUGUCGGCUCAAGGGAUACAUUUCUAUUUUCUGCUGUUUCAGGGAGUGUCGUUUUUGGUCGUUGGGUUCGACUUGAUUGGCGAGCAGGUGGAGUAAGUGGGGCCCAUUGGUGUGNCAUUCUUUUUUUUUUUUCUUGU